AUGGAGGACUACGGAGGUGGCGGGUCAUCACUACCCGAUGACUUUUUAGGGGGUGAAGCCCCCCAACUCCGGUCUCUGAUUAUCCAAGAUAUCGGUUUCAACUGGAGCGCUCUGCGGGACAACCCAGUCUUGCGUCGCCUUAGCCAUCUCCAUAUCACAUCCACCCCCGAGGAUUGCAGAGCAGGAUCUGAGUGUUUUCUAACGCUUCUUGCUCGGAUGCCGUCCUUGCAAACAUGCCGCCUGAGCGAUUGCUUCAUGAAUGGGGAAGAUAUUCCAUCAACGGACUCCGUCACCGAUAUCCUGAUCCUCCCUCGACUUUCAAAACUAGCUCUAUUGGGCCCUAUGGUAGCCAUAUCUGGAAUCCUUCACUACCUUCGCGUUCAGCCUAGGGCCGAAGUAAGCCUGGCAUGCACUCUCGCCGGCUCUACUGGAGGCAUGUUGUCGUUCUUCAAUCACCGCUUGAACGACCCAAACCGGCCACCGUGCCGCUACCUCGAACAUCGCUUGGUUGGGAAUAGCUUCAGCAUGCAAAUGCAUGCAAAUAGGACCCUGCUUAGUGCCGUUGACCCCGAGCCGCUGCUGGACGUACGUGUGAUGUUCCGUGAGCAUCAUGAAGCAUUCAUGGGCCUCCACAACAUUGUCCCGUUGGCCGAGAUCCACGAAUGGGAUCUCAAUGUUUCUGCAUCCUUUGGCAUACACAUGCUCGCCGCGGUAUUCUCUCGCUGCGAGAACGUUGUUCAACUUAGGUUGACGAACGUAUCCGGAAUUCGGCAAGUGUUCGAAUCUUAUCUGGCGCCGUUCCGUAGCCCAAACGAACACGACAAGAAGACCGCUUUCCUGCCGAACCUUCGCAGCAUCCGGCUGUCCGGUCGGUAUCCCUUGGAAGGGGAAACCUUCUGGACCGUAGUUCCCGGAGUCAUGACCGAACGCCACAAGUUGCUCGGCAUCUUGCCUUCUAUCACAGUCGAAGAUCCAGAUGGGGUCAGGGAGUAUGCCUUGGAGACUCUGCUGGCGAUGGCGGCACGAGUCGACAUCGCGACUGCAGUCGACGAUAUCUUGCAAGUAUGA
This is a messenger RNA of Punctularia strigosozonata HHB-11173 SS5, 1068 nucleotides long. RefSeq lists its product as uncharacterized. The transcript has a single exon. Bases 1 to 1068 code for a protein of 355 amino acids. The record is from RefSeq and is a predicted model, not a curated record. Lineage: Eukaryota; Fungi; Basidiomycota; Agaricomycetes; Corticiales; Punctulariaceae.